CGUACCGCGCGCGCGCGUGCGCACUCUCCGGCUUGUUAGGUUGCCGUGGUAACGCCAGGGAUGACGGAGCUGCACGAGGCGGCGGCGGCCGGUGACACGGAGCUGGUGGAGGAGAUUCUCCGCGGCGGCUCGUGCAACCCCAACGCCAAGGACCUGCACUGGAGCCAGCGGACAGCGCUGCACUGGGCGGCGGCACAAGUGAUGCAGCUCGCAAGAACACUGUCCCAGCAUGGUUCAGGUGCCCACAGUCCCAACGGAAAAGCAGACAUGGUUAAACUCCUUAUUGUAAAUGGAUCUCGACCUUGCUUGAGAACUGAGACUGGGUGGACUCCAGCACAUUUUGCUGCAGAAUAUGGAAAAUUAUCCGUUCUUCGAAUGCUGCAUUCACUACAUGCUCCUGUUGACAAAGCAGACCUCUAUGGGGACACCCCCAAAAGAAUUGCAGAAAUAUAUGGGCAGAAAGACUGUGUUAAAUUUCUUGAAAUAGCUGAGCAGGAGUGUUCCAAUUACAGGAGGGUCGCUGAAAUGAAAGGCAUUUUAUUAGAUGACACCGAUGAAGAGUGGGAAAAACAGAAGGAGGAAGAAAUGGCUGAAAGGAGGGCAGCUGCCAAGAACGAGUGUAGCAACGCAUGUGGCGUUCACCAAAGCCACAAAAAUUAUCCCUGCACAGAGAGACCGAAGACAGCGACUCAAAAGGGAAAGUUAUCAAAUAUUAAGAGGGCUUGUAAAAAAAAGGUAAGAUAAAAUCCAGCUCCAAGUCAAAUACAACCAGAAUCCAGUUCAGCAUCUAACCACACGACCUGAAGUAGUUUAACCUGGUGGAUUCUUCUGGUGAGAAUCAAGCAUAACCAACAAACACAAAUUCAUCAAAGUAUUUUUGUGCACUGACAGAACCCCAUAUUGUUAUGCAGUAUCAAUACCAUAACUAUCUAUUGCUGUCGUAUAUCAGUCAGCUUUUAAUCACAGAAUUGUUAUGGCGCAGAAGGAGCCCAUUCGGGUCAUCAUGUCUGCAUCAGCUUUCUAAAUGAGCAUUAUGACUUAAUACCAUUCUCCUGCCUUUUCUCUGUACC
This is a messenger RNA of Carcharodon carcharias (great white shark), 1070 nucleotides long. RefSeq names its product ankyrin repeat domain-containing protein 66. The record is from RefSeq and is a predicted model, not a curated record. Gene Ontology annotation, molecular function: protein binding. Lineage: Eukaryota; Metazoa; Chordata; Chondrichthyes; Lamniformes; Lamnidae. Bases 61 to 744 code for a protein of 227 amino acids. The transcript has 4 exons.